UUUUCAGUCGACCCCGUGCAUCGCGGUAUGCCGGCCGCAACGAGCCACAUCGUCGCGCCUCCGCGUGAAUCUGUCAAUUGGCCGUCAGGAUCAGUCAAUCACUGAGCGAAUCACUUGUCCCCAAUUAAUUCCAAAUAAAUUCCCAAAAAAAAAAUAAAUAAAGCCAAGUGACUAGAUCCACUUGAUCAAUCGGAGUACCUCAUAAUCACUGGUUUGCUCCGAUAAAUCCCCCGAUGUAAAGGUGCAAUGACCCACUGUGCAGUGAGUGUGUAAUGCAUAGAGUGUGUUUCCACUUGAUUAACCAUCAGUGAGUUAGGAAAUUAACUAAAUUCAAAUAAUCCGCAACAAACAGGUCCACGCAUUUGACUGCAAUUUCGAUUUAACUUGUUGAGUGUUCGCGCGUUAAAGCCCAUCAAAAUGCAUCAAAAGCCCACUAUAAUUAUCGCACUGAUAAUCCUAAGCCUCGGUACAGUGGAAAUGCGUGAUUUGCGAGAAGUGCGAAAUGAUCCAUUGAUCGUUGAAACAACUACUGGACUUGUGCGUGGAUUAUCACGAUCUGUCCUGGAUCACGAUGUACACGUUUAUCUCGGUAUACCGUUUGCGAAGCCACCUAUUGGUCCGCUCAGAUUUCGCAAACCAUUGCCCAUUGAACCAUGGCACGGUAUUCUGAAUGCAACAAGCCAACCGAACAGCUGUUUUCAAGAGCGUUACGAGUAUUUUUCGGGUUUUGAAGGUGAAGAGAUGUGGAAUCCAAAUACAAAUGUCUCCGAGGAUUGUCUGUACCUGAAUAUUUGGGUACCCCAGAAGCUCAGACUCAGGCAUAAAGAGGCACCUGGUGGUGGUGGAAUGGAGAAAAAAGGAAUGCCACUGCUUGUUUGGAUUUAUGGUGGUGGUUAUAUGAGUGGUACAGCAACACUUGACGUUUAUGAUGCUAAUUUUAUGGCCGCUAGUAGCAAUGUUAUCAUAGCAUCGAUGCAGUAUCGAGUUGGUGCCUUUGGAUUUCUUUAUUUGAAUAAACAUUUUGGUAAUAGUGAGGAGGCACCGGGGAAUAUGGGCCUCUGGGAUCAGGCGAUGGCGCUGAAGUGGCUCAAGGACAAUGCCAAGGCAUUUGGUGGUGAUCCUGAUGCUAUAACGAUUUUUGGUGAAUCUGCUGGUGGUGGAUCGGUAUCGCUCCAUCUACUUUCCCCGGUGACGAGGGGCCUUGUACGACGGGGGAUAUUACAGAGUGGGACUCUCAAUGCUCCUUGGAGCUUCAUGACUGGAGAGAAGGCCAAUGAGGUGGCCAGGGUGCUGGUUGAUGACUGUGGAUGUAAUUCCACAAUGCUUGGUGAGAAUCCAGCGAGGGUCAUGGCGUGCAUGAGGUCUGUCGAUGCUAAGAGUAUAUCGGUACAGCAGUGGAAUAGCUACUGGGGUAUUCUGGGAUUUCCAUCGGCACCUACUAUUGAUGGAGUCUUCCUGCCCAAACAUCCUAUUGAUCUUCUGAAGGAGGCGGAUUUCGAGGAUACGGAGAUACUCAUUGGGAAUAAUCAGAAUGAGGGCACAUAUUUUAUUCUUUACGACUUCAUAGACUACUUCGAUAAGGAUCAGCCGAGUUCUCUUGAGCGGGAUAAAUUCCUCCAAAUCAUAAACACGAUAUUCAAAAAUAUGUCCGAAGUUGAGAGGGAAGCGAUAGCAUUCCAGUAUACCGAUUGGGAGCAGCCCAAGGAUGGCUUUCGAUAUCAGAAGGCAGUCGCUGAUGCCGUUGGUGAUUACUUCUUCAUUUGUCCGUCCACUCAUUUCGCUCAACUGUUUGCUGACAGGGGGAUGAAGGUGUAUUACUAUUUCUUCACUCAUAGAUCGAGCACAAAUUUGUGGGGCAAGUGGAUGGGUGUCAUUCACGGCGAUGAGGUCGAAUACGUAUUUGGUCAUCCGCUCAACAUGUCCCUGAAGUACGAGGAGAAGGAACGUGAACUCUCCAUGAAAAUGAUUUUAACCUACUCGAAUUUCGCAUUUUCAGGGAAGCCAACCGAGGGAGACGAUUGGCCAGCAUAUACACGCGACGAGCCAAAGUAUUACAUCUUCAAUGGUAACGAGACUGGAAAAUUGGGGGUAGGACCGAGAUCAACGGGAUGCGCGUUCUGGAAUGAAUUUCUACCCCGAUUGGAGGGUGUACCAGAUCGGACGCCCGAGGCUUGUAAUGGAGCUGUUGCCUCGAGUGUAUCAGCUGGCGCUGAUGAGCUUCGUGCUGCUGCACUGUUGCUGGUAAGCUUGCUAACCAUCAGCGGCAUCAUCUAGGGCCCUCCAUGAAGCCAGAUAUGGAUGCAACGAAUGGUCAAACAACUUGGUGAAACAACCCGAGAGAACAAAGACACAAAUGUCUGUAAAUCACUGUGGGACACAAAACGACUGGGACUAUCACUCGCUGAUGAUACGUAGGUGCUGAUGGAAUUGGAGAAUACCUAGAAAAUGUAGCUUAGGCGGUAAUUAUAAAUCAGGUCCCCCCUCCCCGUGUAAAGAGUUUAAAUAAAUUAAAAGAAUAAAUAGUGUCAGGUGUGAUUUUGAGGUGACGAUGAAAUGAUACUAAAACCGUGACACGAGAGAUAUUUUUCACGAUGCCUAAUUUUCUUAUGUGAACAGACAUAAAUGAAAAAAAAAAAAACGUAUGUUCUGAGCAUAUUGAGAGGCGGCGGUGGAUGGUGACAGAUAUAUAUGGAGUUAAUGAAUGACUCGCGUCGUAAAACUUGAAUCUUCCAUUUGGUACAUAUCACCUAUACAUACAUUGAAAGAUAUUAAAAACACGAAAUACAUUAUUAAAUAUACAUAUAGCAUUAAAUUGUGAAUGAAUAAGAUGAUGCAUAAAUUCGUAAAUACGUUAGGGUUAAGUGAAUUUUAAGUGAAACAAGAAUAGAUAAAUAAAUAGAUUACGAAUUUGGUGUUGAAUUUAUCCGUAGGAUGAAUCAUCACUGAUUUGACGAUGAAAUGAUUAAAGAUAUAUAUUAAAAAUUAUAUUGCGCCGAUGUUCAAAAGACGGCGUGGACAAACGAUUUAGGGUAGAUUAGAGUGAUUAUGAUUAACGAGAGAGAUUUAAAUUAUUUUAUACGUAAAUUAUUGUUUCACACCGAUUCUUGCCUCGGCUUUCUGUCUCACCGAUGUCAUCAGUGAAUUUUAACGAAAUAAAUACAGACUCUUAACGUCAACUCGAGGCUGAAUUGAAACACCAGACGUAUGCCGAGGCUGGACCUCGGCUUAUCGAUUAACAGGAAAAAUAUAAUUAAAUUUAAUGAGAGAAGGAGAUGAGGGGAUAUAUGUGCAACAGAAUAGAAAAUGUUUUAAUGGUUCUAUUGGGUCAUUUUGAUUGAUUCAUUAGUCAAGCAUGUUAAAAGUGAAAAUAAUUGAUUAGAUAGCGACCAGGCACCGGUAGGUUUAAUGAAAAUUGAGUAGAUUUAAGGGAAGAGACAUUUGUGUACGCUUGUUAGGUCUAGUAAGGAUGAUAAAUGAGAUAAACUAAAUCAGUGUAAUGAGGAAAUGAAUCAUUCUUUUUGGUACCUAUGGCAUUUAGUGAUUAAGACACCUCAUGUCCGCCUUCAUUUUCCUCGCACACACAUAUCAUUAGUCUUUCGGUUAAUUACCGAAGCAUCCAUCGAUGUUCUAUUAUAUAAGUGGGGAAAGAAUAAUAUUGCAGCAAGAAAUAUGGCUUGGAGACGUUGUUGUUGUUGUUAUUGUUGUUGUUCACAGUGCCUGGACGCGUGGCAUAUGAAAGAGAAUGAGAAAUGAGAGUGUGAGGUCUCAGUGAGGAAAAUCCUCUCGAACAGUUUUUGACUGUAGAACAAUAUUUUGAUCAUCAUAAAUUCACAAUUUGAUCAUUAUAAGUUCUAGUUAUCAUUAGUGUGAUGUACAUUGUAAUCACAUCAGACUGAUGCAUGACUUCUUCUCAUUGGUUAUUUUACAGAUAAAAAAAAUUCAAAGUCUUUUCUUUUUUCCUAAAAAAAUCUGGGUAGAGAUUCAUUAUUCUUUUUAACUGAACAAGCAAUGUAAGGAUAAUUGCUUAAUGAGAAUACAGUAGGUUCCUUUACCUCAUUAGUCAUCAUUGAAAAAUUACACGAGUACACUAGCGCUUGAUUAUAACGAGAAACUUAUUUUUGUAAUAAACUAUAGAAAAAGAAGAUACGGAGGACCUGUAUGGGUUAUUUUUGUUCCGGGUUUUAUAAUCGUAUAAAUUAUUUUGAGAAGGAUGAGAUUAUAAUGAACCUUGACAUUUUCACACCCUGCUGAUGCGUCAAUGAAUGGACAAUCAAACACUUGUGCGUAUGUUUCCCGAUUGUUUAUUUUUUUUUUCCGUGAGAAUUUUUUAAGAUGGACGAAUCCAUACGUAGAACGAGUGCUCAAAAGUGCAAACUUGUUCCCUAUCCUCCGACAUUGCGUUAGAUUCUUGGCACGUAAGUGGAUUUGCUAGUUGAAGCCCAGGACUAAAACUACUGUAACAUGUUUGCGCACUUCGGGCCAACUUGGCCUGAGGGGUUGAGUGUAGUUAAAAGAGUCAACCCUGGGUAAACGUGAAGACAUCCAAGAGUUUCUUGUCAAAUUUGUAAGGAAAAUUAGGGACAAAAUAUAUAAAUCAGAAUACUUUGUGAAUGGAUUUUUUGAUGAAAGAUCUUGAGAAUUUGAAGGGAGCCUCUGCAUGUUCGAGAUUUCAGUGGGAAUUACUAAUGAAGGGAGCGAUAUUGUAGCUGGGGGAUGCGGUUCGCUUGGGGAGAGAAUUUAAUAAUAGAGUUGACCUCUUAAAUAAAUUAUGUCAUGGGAUUUUCUAUCGUGGACUCAUGUGAUUCGAAUCAUCGUUGAUUCUCAAUCGAAUUACUUGUCCUCAGCUGAAAUUAGCAUAAUUUCUCUAGAUAAAUUAAAAUAAUUUCAUUGUAAUCGCAGAUUACCCCAAAAAUUAAAAAGAUUCUCUUCAGAUAUCGAGGUCUUUCCAGAAAUUCUGCUGCAAAUCCUUCACCAGUGAAGAGGAUAAUAAAACCAACGAGCUUGUCAAAUCGGCACUUAUCGUAUUGACAGAAGCCAUGACACGGGACGCCAUUGAAUAAAAAAAAUUUUGUAUCUGUAGUUUAUUCGAUAUUUAUCGAGGCUGGGUGAAUAGCGAAACACUCUCGGUCUCGAUGCGCUAUGGGUUCCCUUUAUUACCUCUGCAACUCUAUCGCCAUUCAUAUAUUACUUUAUUUCUCAUGGGAACUUGUCGCUGAUCGCGCUCUCAAUAGUUGCUCCUUACCGAUUUCUGAGUCAAAAUGAGAAUGAUAAUAGCGAGGAAUACUUGGGGGACUAGAAAAUAAAGUCAAUGUAGCACAUAGUGAGAUUGAAAAGUGAAAAAUUGAUGUACGGUGUAUAUAGAGAGGGGAGACCAGCCCAUUGGUUGGACCCUUUCCUCAAUGAAGACACUGUAAAAACUAGUGUCUCCCGACGUCUUAAUUCAACAUAUUUUUAGUCUCAGCUGAAGACAGUUGAGGACAGCGAGGCUGUGAUGAGGAAUUAAGCUCGUUACUUACGUUGUCUCGAUUAAUGACCCUGAAAGCUUCGUACAUCGAAAACGAAUGAGGCAUCAAAAAUUUAAAGCAAAAGAUUUUCAAGUCCACUUUUCGAUGUAGGUCUCACAUUGUCGUUUCAAAAUUUCAAAGAAUUUCUUCAUUAAAAAAAUAGUGAUUUGGGGAACUUUUCUUGGAGCUAAAAAUGUGGGUUCAGAAAUAUAAAAGCGAUAGAGUAUUUUGGCUUCCGAAAGUGGCUAAAAUUUGGGAACAUCGACGUCUCUAAGGAAAGGGAAACAAUCAUCGUAACGUCAGACGCUAGUUUUUCAAGUGUGAAAAUUCACGUAAAACAAUAAAAUUAUGUAUUUCCUGUCGAGCUUGCAACAAAAUAAAAAGGGAAAAAAUAUAUGUCAAAAUGUGCAGCGUGUGUGGUAAGCUUAUUGCUGUUUUGAUCAGUCUUAGAAAAACAUUGUCGGGGCGGAUAAAGAUAAAAAUCUUGGAUAGUCCGUUCGAUCGCAUCGCCAUCAGUCUCAUGGGUAAACACGAUCAUACGAAUCUCAAAUGCACAGAUCCCGUGUUAAUAUUUCGGCUGAGGGUACUGUUUGUUGUAUUAAGGACGAACAAAUAUUGAGUGAAAAAAAAAUAAUAAACCAAUGAGCAGAAAUAAUUGGUGAUUAGUUGAUAGUUUCAUGUGCGACGCGAAUCGAACGGUCGGGACCACUUCGCGUCACCCACACCAGGUACAAUACUUAGUCAAUUAUGACGGCUUUAAAGGUCGUACCAAAACGAUCUUCGCGUGCAAUCUGACUUCUCCGGAAGUUUCGUACCUAUUUAUGUAAUUUUCCAUGUUGUUCUUUUAGAUUUCAUUUCGGUGUUUUUAUUCCGUGGACAAGUGGUGAAACCCGAUCAGGAGAAAAGUGCCCAGAGAAUACUCAGUCUACAUCGAGCAAAUGAGUUUUUACGGUCCAUUUUACCCGGGUACCUCCAGGGUAAAGGUAUAGAUUUUUUAUGAACGUGUGUUCAAGAUAAUCUAUCCGUUGGAGAGGAAAAUAAUUUUCUGCGUGGAGAAAAAAAAUUGGACAAUACUAUGCAAAAUAUUGGGCGAAUUUUAGUGCGAGAGAUGAUCUUGAGGAAAAUUUUGAAUCAGAAAAAAUACUGUUAUUAUGACAAAUGACAUUAGGUGCGGAAAUCUUUUCGUGGGAUAAUUUUCCGUAGCAUAAAUCGUGAAUCUUACAGUUUUGGUACAAAUUACGCUGACAUUCACUAAAUUGUUCCGAGUCAGCCGACAAAAUUCACUAUUCAUCUUGGACUUUUGUUUGGUAACUUUUCCCCAACUUUUUUCUUCGUGUGGUAAAACUGGCAACGGAAAUUUAUCACUGACAUUUUUAUGAAAACGACUGCUUAUCAAGAUUGAUAAAUGUAGGAGGGAAUAAGAUUCACUGGGUUUCACCACUUUGUUACUGAAUUAUACAGUCGUUCACGUAAAAAAAAUAUUCAAUAGAAAAUCCCACUGCAGCUGUUGGAAUUCUAGUCACGAUGAUUUGCAAAUGUCUCGUAUCUUUCCCGUUAAUACUCCGCAGAUCGCGCUGUGGUUCUUCGGUUUUUCAAAAAUACACAGUAGCAAUGCACAUUAUUCAUUUUCUUUCCUUCAAUUUUUUCAUCAGCGCCAAAUAAAAAACUGUCAAGAUUAGAAGAAUUGUAUUAAAAAAAUCCCAGAAUGUGUUGGAAUUUUCUAUUGACUGUUUUAUCCUCGCCUUCGCCCAAUCGACUCCUCUGCGAAUUACCGAUUUCGCCCAACUGUGGCUCAACGACAAAUAAAUCGAAGAAAAAAUAAAAUCGACGAUUGAAUGAACAUAACUGUAAUAAUAGACGUAAUUACGCCAACUGAUACGAAUUAAUCAUCUUUACCGAACUUUCCUAAUAGCUUUCCCCCGAAAUUACCCUCGAGGAGGCGUAUGGUUUCAAAGAGAUAAUUCACGUGGUAUCGCUAGGAAUAGCGAAUAAACAAUGUUUUAUUGAUAAUGUCAGCGCCCCUUUGAUCCCGUGGACAUUUUAUCCAGAAUAAUGAAUAUAAUACGUACAUGGUGAGUAUUUACAUAUUCAUCGUUGACCCGUCGUCCCAUCCCCUUAACUCUCCCACCCGUUUAUCCCCCAACCUCCACCCAAAAUUGACAAGUUUAAAGUGUAAACUAAAAUUUAUUAAAGAGAGGAAUUUAAAGCUUCGCUUUAUACUUUAAACAGAUAAUAAAAUGGACGACGUGAGAAUGGAUAAAUCUACUGUUUAGGUUAUAACUUAAAAAUUAUUAUUAUAUAAAUAAAUAUUAUGAAUGUUAACGUUGUAUGUAAUUAUUAUAUCUGGAGCUAUGUAAUAGAGAUUAAAUGUAGUUAAUAAAGUAAACGUAAUUACCACUA
Messenger RNA from Diachasmimorpha longicaudata, 7904 nucleotides. Its product is annotated as acetylcholinesterase-like. The transcript is spliced from 6 exons. NCBI's taxonomy places the organism in Eukaryota, Metazoa, Arthropoda, Insecta, Hymenoptera, Braconidae. Gene Ontology annotation, molecular function: acetylcholinesterase activity. The record is from RefSeq and is a predicted model, not a curated record. Gene Ontology annotation, cellular component: plasma membrane. Gene Ontology annotation, biological process: choline metabolic process; acetylcholine catabolic process in synaptic cleft. The coding region runs from base 418 to 2274 and encodes 618 amino acids.